Molecule: messenger RNA, 2118 nt
Organism: Fusarium poae
Lineage: Eukaryota; Fungi; Ascomycota; Sordariomycetes; Hypocreales; Nectriaceae
Exons: 5
Coding region: 1-2118 (705 amino acids)
Source: RefSeq, a predicted model, not a curated record
AUGGCUCGAGGUUACGUGCGAGCAUCACUAACAACCUACCGCCAGGUCGCAACAGGUCCCCGAACCAUCCCAUUGACUGACCCACGAGGUGUUCACCUGCCGAGACAAAUCUCCAUUGGGCCUGUGCACGUUUUCUCAAGAGAUACGGACUCUGUCAUUUUUGUGCCUGAUUGUCGAUUCUGGGAUGACAGGGAAAUUGACGGGCCGGAUGCCCCGUGGCGAGACGAUCCAGAGGCUUGGGAUUGCUUCAAGACUUUGUUCGCUUAUGACCUGAUUGGUAAAGAGCAUCCAAGAAUAGUCCCGCUACUCAGUCGAGACGCUUGGACAGGGCUUCCUAUACUCCGAAAACCAUCUUAUGGCUCACUUUUCAAUUUCUUUGAGGAAUACACGUCCAAACUGUACACUAUCAGAGCUGAAGCCCCAUCUCCUAACGAUCGCAUCAAGCCGGAGUUUCUGCCUCUUGCCUACCAAUGGAGCUUGCAGUUGCUUUCGGCCCUUGUGUUAAUACACUCUCAUAACAUAGCUUAUGGUGAAUUUCUCGAGGAGAGCUGUUGGUUAUCCGCAGAGUCCCUAGACAUAUCGCUAGCAGGCUUCAUAGCUUCAGAGUUUCGUGAUCCAUCAACAGGCGGGUUGUGUGCUGGUGGAUUCCUCACCGACGAUGAAUUUUCGCCAAGGUCACUCCCACUAUCGCGGAUGGUGCGGGAUCCAACACUUGGGACUGAUAUGUUCAUGUUUGGUAAACUGAUAUACGGUAUCAUGACAUCUUAUGUGCCAGGUGAAGGAAUGGGUCACGGUCUCGGAGAAACUGCACGUUUGAUGAGAGACCGAGACUGGAUGCCUGAUCUUGAGGAUGAGUUUAUGGGAAAGAUUGUCCACAAAUGUUGGCGCUUUGAAUAUGAUACAGUUCAAGAUUUACAACGCGAGGUUCAAGCUCUUGUUGAGUCUUGUGGAUGGUUGGUCAAGGGGGAUAAGCUUGAGGAAUUAGACAUAGACUAUCUUAAAACCCUCCUCCAAGGCAGUCUUACUGAUAGUAAAUACAUGGAAAUGGCUACCGGAAACGAUGCAUUGCUUCUCAGAGAGAUCCUCUUUCUUGGAACUACGGUUUUCGCCGUCAGCGCUCUGGUAACAGGGCACGCUGGGAGACAGCUGAUGCCGAGUAUGCCGGAAAUCACGUCUGACCCCAUGGACUUUCUGGAUCAAAUACAGCUACUCCAGAGACGUGAGCUUCAAGAACGACAAGAGGUUUCUUCUCCAUUUGACGUGACCGUCACCAGCGCACCUGAUGCGACUUGUGGCUACCUUUCAGCAGAGAUCGGUGUACCAAUUACUUGCACAAAUAAAGAAGUGUGCGCAUGGGCUCUUGUUCAAAAGGACGCGGGCGUUAUCAAAUGCGGAACAGAGAUAAAGGUCAACUGCUACGAGUCUUCCAAGGCAGUCGAUCCCACGCUCUGCAACGAUGUCUGCCAGAGCGAUACGAUGAAUCUUUUGUGUACUGACUCUGACAUGCCAUACUGCCGAACUUACGCUUUCCCGAACGGUAUACGAGACUACAGAUGUGCAUCCUCAUCUUUGACAACGGAGCAGAGCGCCGAGCACACCUUCUAUGGUCAGAAAAACCCCAAUUUCAAGACGAGAGUUGGCAAUGCUGCGGUUGCAACAACAGACUCAGAAGAAGCGGCGGAUAAAACAGCGACUGAGCCCGAAGAACCCGCCACGAUCACGAAAGUAGCUGAAUCUACAAAAUCAGCUUCAAACGAUGGCAAUGCCAAGAGUAGCCCGACGCCCAUUGGAGCCAUCGUGGGAGGAGUUGUCGGUGGUGUUGCUCUUAUCGGUCUGGUCAUGCUGGGUAUCUUUUUCAUUCUCCGAAGAAAGAGAAACAAGACUGUGGCUACUCAAGGACCUAUCAAUCCACCAGUCAUGAAUUUUAUUCCACAGAAUAUGGGCCCGAGUAUGCUUGACUCAAAGAUGGUCGCUUCGCCUCAUACUCAGCCGGAGUCUGCUAUCUCUCCGCUACAGUCAGAUGGCAGACAGUCCGUGUUUGGGCCGCCGCCUGUUUAUGAAGCACCAGGGCACGAGUCACAGGUCCAUGAGAUGGGGGAUUCAAGCGAGAGGAGGUGA